Molecule: messenger RNA, 3915 nt
Organism: Thecamonas trahens ATCC 50062
Lineage: Eukaryota; Apusomonadida; Apusomonadidae
Exons: 4
Coding region: 130-3915 (1261 amino acids)
Source: RefSeq, a predicted model, not a curated record
GAGUUGGUGGACGUGGUGGCGACCGAGGUAGUGGGGGUCGGGAGGGACAGGGUCGAGCGGAACGAGCGUCUGUGUUUUGUUUGCUGCGUGCUUGUCUGUCUGCUUGUGGUGUGUGUGUGGUGCGUGGCUAUGGCGGGCGUGGACGAUAGGAGCCAGACGGCGGCGGCGGUGAGCGCGGUGGGCGACUUGCUAGCGCAGCUGGGUGUAGAGAUGGGCGAUGGAUCGGCGAGCUCGUCUUCGCGGGAGAGGCGCGGUGGCGGACGUGGCAGAGGUGGUGGUGGUGGGAGCAAGAGUGGGACGCGGACGGCCGGGCAGACAAUGACCGGGCGUGAGCUGGCAAGGAUCCUGGCGGCGGCCAAGACGGGGAUGGCGAGCCCAAGCGAUGACGGCGGUGAGGCGCUGAUGGCCUCGCUCUCGCGGGCCGCAUCGACGCUCUCACUCGGUGAGUCGGAUAUUCUUGCCGAGCUGGUGGCGGCUACCGACGAUCUCAACAAGGGUGCCGGGCUGGACUCGGAUAAUAUCCGAUUCCUGCUUGGUGAUGGCGGAGACGGCGGCAGCGGUGGCGGCGGUGGCGACGAAGCUGAUGACGUUGACCUCUCGGAUUUGGUUGGUGGCGGGUGGGCAGGCGCGGCGUCGGCACUGCAAGCCGGACCGGGCACCCAGAGGAAGAGCGCAAGCAAGACAGGUUCAAGCAGGAGCGGCGGUGCGCCGCCGAUCGUGGUUUCACCGGUCGUGCCUUUCAGCUACAAGUCGUUUGCGAUGCUCGGCGAACUCGCGCUUCAGGCGCUACUGCUAGCGCGUGAGGCGCUGGUAACGGCAAACGGCAGCGUCAACCGGGCUCUCUCGGGCAAGUAUUCACGGCUGGUCUCGCUCGCGCACCACACGCUUCGCGGUGUCACGCAGAGCCUCAAGGCAAUCCAUCGUGGGCGGACACGGUCGUUGCGAACGCUCAGGAAGCAGACAUGUGGACUGCGGAUGCUCAACCCGAUUCUGAGCGCAGCGGUAGUGCACACAGCCGAACAGGCACUGGCGGUCGCCACAGAUCCCCAGCUGGCGACCGAGUACCCUGACGUUGUGCGGUUUGUGGCGCUGGCGCCGGUCAUUGAGGCCCAUCUCAAGACCGCCGAGGUGACGCUGGCAGCACGGUAUGCAUACGACAAGAGGCUGCGACGGGGAGCAGACGUGGCACAUGAGCGUCGGACCAAGGAGCGGGACACGGCAGGCAGCCAUCGGCUUGGGCGCACCGAGUCGAGCCGAAGCAGCGGCGAGUCGAUCUUUGAUGCCGAGCUCUCGUCGGUCUCGACUUCGUCGACUGCGCCGCUUGCCCUCUCAUCACGCUCAUCAGGAUCCUCGUUGCCGUUUGGCCUGUCUUCAAGCAUCUCGUCUGGUUCGCUGCGGUUUGGACCCUUGACUAUUACAUGCUAUGCCGCAACUGAGCCCAAGUUUGUGGGCCGGUGCCCGGAAGUCUCGCUUGUGAUUGGUGCGGCUGUUGUGCCAAGCGUGAUUGACACGGAUGGUGAGGCAAAAAUAGCCCUAAUUGGCGAGGCGGCCGCUCGUGACUUUGGGGAGUUUGAGCUGGCGAUAGCUGAGCCUGGUGAUGGGGCGUCCAUUGUGGCCGAAGUGAUCUGGCGGCAGCGAGCGGCCGGCCGUGAGAGUGGCGGUGAGUUUGGAGUGAGCAGUAUAUCGCCCGGUGUGGUGGCACUGGAGGGUGGAACGAUUGUGAACGUGUACGGUACAGGCUUCGCCGCGCCGCUUCUGGGCUUUGUGGACUCUACACCGGUGCAAGUUGUGGUGGAGAGCGAGACACACGCGUGGUUCGAGAUGCCUGCGCGUGCUUCGUCAGGCUACUCGCGGCUGAUCUUGCGGCAUGCAAGCGGUGAUCUCGUGGUGCGCGACGUGUAUGCGGCGAGCGGGUGCGCUUCCGCGGGGCUCUACGGGAGGGAUGACGCCUGCUACGAAUGCCCCCCCAACGCAAUGUGUCCUGGCGGUGACCGGAUCUGGCCGCAUGCAGGAUUCUGGUCGUCUCAUGAGGCGUCGCCGGUAGUUGCGGCGUGGGCGGUGGCGGCAGCCAUGGCUGCGUCGGAUCGUGUGCUCGGUGUGCUGCUUUGGAGCGCGCGGAUAGUCCAAGUGGUGUACGCAGGCCAGAAAGCGGUCGGUACGACGGUGAGCGAGCCGCUCGCAACCUUGUAUCGUACCAUGGCGCUGGUGGGUGUCGGCGAUGUGGAGGCAUUUUUGCGCCCGGCAUGCCUAGGAGAGUUUGGGGUGGAAGCAUCUGUCUGGAUCCACUCAGUGACCAUGUUGGGGACCAUUGCGGCGCUGACAAUGAUGGUACUUGUGGCAGCACUGUGGACAAGCAUCGGUACUGAGUUCUCACUAGGGACGACGCGCAACCGCGUGGUUCAGUUGGGACUGGCUGUCUUUCACGUCUUUUUCUAUAAUUCGAUGAGAAUCGGCUUCUCUACCAUGCAGUGCAUGAGGACUGGGCUGGACAGCGAGAUGCGCCUGGCUGGCGAACCGGACAUUGUUUGCCUCUCGUCAAGGCACUUGAAGAUCCUGGUCGCCGGAGCGGUGCUUGUUGUCGGGCAUGGCCUCUUUGCGCCGUUUAUCAUCAGCGGCCUCUGUCGACUUUGGUGGCCACUGGCGAUUGAUCGCGACGGCGUUGAAGAGGAAGGCGAGGCUGGCAGUGUCCUGCAAAUUGUGCUUUUUGCCAACUUGGGAACGCAGCGGUGGUGGGGCGGCCUUGUGUUCUUGCCGUUCCUCAUGUGUACGGCGGCGAUCAGCGUGUUUCUGGAACACGAUGCCGGCUUGCAGCUAGUGGCGAUUGUGGCUGUGACCAUUGUUCUCACAGCUGUACUCAUUGUCAAGACUCCGUUUGCAUCGGCGCGGUAUGCGACAACGGCAGGGGCGGCACUAGCCACUGCGCUUGUGGGAGCUACAACAUCUUAUGCUGCUGCGGCUGAACCAAGACACGCGAUGACGAUUUCGGCUAUCAUGUUUGCGGCGCUGGUGGUUUUACUUGUCGGCGACAUGAUACUGAUGUCGCCGUGGGCGCUCAGCUUGCGGACUCGAUGGGCGGAUCGCGCACUGCGUGCGGUGUCGGCCGUAGGUCCGGAGCAGGAGGUCGAGAUCCACACGCGGCUCAUCGCAUCGACCUCGGGCAUCUCGCUCGGAUGGGGAGGGGGAUCAACCAUCGGGACGUCUUCGCCCAAAGGUCGACACGGAAGAGAGCAAACCAGCUCGUCACAGGCAAGUGGAAAAGAGGAUUUCCGGCCACGGCUGAUGAAGUCAACGGCGGUGUUUCUCUCUCCGGCCGAGAAGGAUGCAUUGGCACGGAUGGAAGCGGUAGCCGGACCAUCGCAGGUGGCAGCAGGGCCGACGGCACCACACCCGGAGACUGACAUCUCGCUGUCUCGAUCGCAGUCGGUGGUGAUAGGGGCUGGUCGGCCGCGUGCACUACAACCGUCGCAAACCCAAGCGCAACGGGCAUAUCUCUUGGAGCGCGCAUUCCAUGCUGCGCGAAAGACGGCAAAGUCUCAGAAUGCGAAGCGGAUCAUGCCACGGUCACAGCGGCCGCGAAAGCUUCGCACCGGGCACGCUCGACCCAGCUCACGCGGCAAGACAGCACCUUGUCUCCGCGCAGUGGAGGAGUCGAAUCACGCCGUUGAGCGCGAGAGCGCAAAGGUCACGGGCGAUAGUGGCGCAUGUCGCAUGGCGUCGUCAGACUCGAUUAUUGCCGACAAAAGAUACGUUGUCCACAUCGUCGUCGGCGGCAUCGUUGUCGGCGGCAUCGUCGUCGGCGGCAUCGUCGUCGGCGGCAUCGUCGUCGGCGGCAUCGUCGACGUCCACAUCGUCACUUUCAUCUUUAUCUUCAUCGACGACGUCGACGUCGACGUCGGCAGUGUCGGAGUUAUGUGA